Molecule: messenger RNA, 3324 nt
Organism: Dinoponera quadriceps
Lineage: Eukaryota; Metazoa; Arthropoda; Insecta; Hymenoptera; Formicidae
Exons: 8
Coding region: 170-2353 (727 amino acids)
Biological process (GO): regulation of canonical NF-kappaB signal transduction
Cellular component (GO): cytoplasm; nucleus
Molecular function (GO): K63-linked polyubiquitin modification-dependent protein binding
Source: RefSeq, a predicted model, not a curated record
CUUCCCCUACUUCCUUCUUUGCGGCUAGUCACAAGUUCUGAUUAGUAUAGUCUGUGAUGAAUCGUCGAUUAGUUUGAUCAAAAUUUGGAGAAAGUUAUUCUGAUGCCAAAGGAAGCUAUCGGGUCAAAAUAGAAGACGCGGACUGAUUGGUUGUUUAAACAAUUGAAGCAUGGAUCCAUUUCAAAGUGAAAUAUCUAAAAUAGAGGAACCAUCUGUUUUUUGUCCUACGGAAAAUUUAAAUAGUUUGAGUGAUUGUUUAAUAUCAUCCAAGUUGGAAGAUUAUCUUACUGAUAAUGGUGGUAAUGAUUCUCAGGAGGAAACAGAACCUAUGUCCUUUGUAGUGUUAGGAAAAGAUUCGUUGGAUGCUAUUCAAGCUUCUUCAUUGGCUUCAUACGUUGACAUUCAACAGAAAAGCAUGUCGGUUGAUUAUAAUAGCAUGAUAUCGUCAUUGGCAACAAGUGAGGUACAUAAAAAACUAGUAGAUUUCUUGAAAGAAAACACAGAAUUGAAGGAGACUCUAAAGCAAAAUAGUUCAGCCAUGAAAAAGCAAUUUACCGUCCUGAAUACGUGGCAUAACAAGCUGGUGAAUUUGCAAGCAACCCAUAAUAAAAAGUUCAAAGAAACUACCAGCUUAAUCAAUAAUCUUAAAAAGGAGAAUUUGGAGCUAAAAACUAAACUUGCUAUGCAACAGACUCAAGACUUGGAAACUAACUGGAUAAACUUGGAGGCGAUUGUCACAGCUAAUCGGGGCAACAAUACAACUUCUACUGAUAAAAAAUUUAUAAUAUUAUCUCAAGCUGAAGCUUCUGCAUUAUUCCCUCGUGAACAGGAAAAAUAUGCAUCGCUUAAUGAUCUGAAAUCUGGACUUUCUAUGCAGCAGAGUGAGAUAAAACACAACUCUGAGACAAUUGAUACAGCUUCUAGUUUUGGUAGUAACAAUACUUCCGCUUAUGAAGUAGUAACUCAGAUUGAAGCGUCUGCAUCGUGUGCACCUGAAGAGAAAGAAUAUGCUCUGCCUGAUAAGCAGCAUAUUAGUCAGCGUUCUUGCCAGGAUUUAAAGAAGGAAGCUGAUUGUCAUGUAAAUAUGUGUAAUUUCCAGAAAUUAGAUAAUACUUAUACCAAACAAAAAAUAAUGGAACAAAAGUCACUAUUGGGAAACGAUGAGAGACAAAUACCACGUGAAUACGAUACAAGUAAUGAAAAUUCUUUCGUAAAAUUUGAAGAGUCUAAUCCAACAAUCGACCAUAUAAAUAAGCUGAUUUAUUCUAUUGACAAGUGUGAUAUGGAUCCAGCCUGUUGGAAUGAUGGGGAAUACGAAAAUAACAGGAUGCGUUAUAACAAUGUGAUGCGCGAACUGGUGAAAAACUUCAUGGAAGUGAUUAAUCGAUGUAGAGUCCUCACAUAUUGCUUACGUAAUAUUGUGACGAUAUUCGCGCCACUGGAAAGAGAUAUUGAUGAAGGGACGUUCGGAAGCAAUUUGGAGUUAUUGAAGAAAAAGUUUGUAGAAUACCGAACCGAGGCGUCCAUCUACAGUCGAUUAACAUGUCCGGAUAAUAAUAUCAAUGAUCUAACUCUUACAUUUUGUGACGCUUUAAAAAAUGUGCAAGAUCACGUUUAUAAUGUAUUUAUGGAUUACCGGGAGACCCUUCAUAUGGUGUACUUAAUGAUAGACGAGAGUUUGAAAAUGACGGAUGAAUCCGCUGACGAAAACUCUCAGGAUAAUCCGCAAGAGCAAGCCGAAGUGCGACAAAAAUUAAGAAUAUUGGCUACUCAGCAUGACAAAAUGCAAAAGGAGAAAGAAGAACUUGAGAAGCAGAAACGCGAACUGGACACUCUAAGUAAUUCAAUAGAGAACGAGAAGAAACGUGUGCAGGAAAUAUUCAUGUUACGCGAUCAACUAAUACGACGCAAGAAUUUAUAUGAUGGUAAGUUGCGGGCUCUGCUGGACGAAAAACGAACAUUGAUACGAGACCAGAAGAUGGAUGUGACUGAUCUGCUUGAGAAGUACAAACGAAAGGAUAUGGAAUGUGCAAAGUUACAACAUCAGUUAGACCAAAGCACUUCAGAGAUCGGUUUAUAUAAAAAUCAGUUGACCGUGUAUGAGGAAGACUUCAGACAAGAGAAAAAAGUGAAGGAGUUAUUGCUGGAGGAGAAAAGCAAGUUGGACGAGGAAUUAGGGAAGCAAGUGAAUUACAACAAGAAACUGCUCGAUAGAUUGUCAUCCUCCAACAUUCACGUUGCGCCGGAGCUUGCUUCUCAGUAUUCACCCUAUCGCUACUGUGGAUUGUGUCGGCAAUAUACGUCUUCGUUUCGCUUCCACGGAAUUGGAAAGUGCAUGCCGCCGAUAGACUGAGUUUGGGAGGAAACGAGGAUUCACAUUCGGAGAUGCGGGACACCGCGUGAUAAGUUUAUCAGCAACUAAAAAUCAUGUUAUCAAAAGUAAAAUAACUUGGUCACACUUAAAUGCUUCAAUUCUUAAGUCAAUUUGAGGUUUAAUCUUUAUACACUCUUUUUUUUUUAUCAAUGUCAGAUUUUAACCAUUGUACCUAGAAUCUAAUUAAGUUAAUUUAUUAAUUUAAAAGGUGGAUUCUUUUUUCAUCUAUGUCUUUACUAAUACUUAUCCAGAGGAAUGUGAAAGUGACGUGGGAAAUAUUUUACCGAAUAAUUUAAGGUUUUGUCUUUUCGAAGUACUAGUAGUAGUAGUUAUUAUUAAAUCGAGUGGAUCUGACACAGAUUCUAAAGAUACUCGGAGCGAAUGCUUCUUUGUGUCUACUCGUUGGUUUAACAUCGUUAGAGUUAAUUUUAGUUUAGCGGUCUUCACCGGACAGAACAAAACACGACCUCAUUUUCGUUAGAUUUCUGGGCUUCAGAAAAAGAUAGCUAGAGUAUGUUUUGCAUUAGUUUUACUUGGGUUUUUCAAUUCGAAAUAUUUACUUAAUAACCUUAUGUUAGUCCGUUUAAAUUUGUGUUAAGUGUUGUUUACCUUAAUAUUUUCUUAUCUAAUCUUUGACAAAAUUAAUACGUAAGAGAAUAUAUAAAGUAAUAUUCAAUAUAUUCAAUAAUUAGAGAGUGCCAUAUUGUACUUGGUAUUAAUUGCAAGUAGAUAAACGUUUUAUUUACCAAUACUAGAUCCAUAUUGUUUUUAGCAAGGGAUAGUUCUCAAGUUUUAUCGAAAGUUGUGUAAUAUUAUAGUGCGCUUUGACCUUUAGUUCAGUUUUACGUUAUCCGCGUUAUCCAUAGUUUUACAUAUCGCGCAGUACCUGUACAGCUAUUCUUUCACAAUGUAUAGCAGUAUUAAUAAAUAAAUUAUUUUCAUAGGAGACA